Clupea harengus (Atlantic herring) is the source of this 3439-nucleotide messenger RNA. RefSeq names its product protein mono-ADP-ribosyltransferase PARP14-like. NCBI's taxonomy places the organism in Eukaryota, Metazoa, Chordata, Actinopteri, Clupeiformes, Clupeidae. Gene Ontology annotation, molecular function: NAD+ poly-ADP-ribosyltransferase activity; transcription corepressor activity; nucleic acid binding. Bases 114 to 3035 code for a protein of 973 amino acids. The record is from RefSeq and is a predicted model, not a curated record. Gene Ontology annotation, biological process: negative regulation of gene expression; protein poly-ADP-ribosylation. The transcript has 6 exons. Gene Ontology annotation, cellular component: cytoplasm; nucleus.
CUCAAGAUCCCCAACAUGGUCCCAGUGCCUCUGGUUCUAUUGACGUUCAGGAGGAGAGGGUUGAAGACUCCUAUCGGCCCAACGCUGUUGUUGUGGAGAACAUCGCUGAAGACAUGACCAGGGAGCUUCUUGGACUGAUAGUGGAGAGCAUCACUGGUAUUUCUGAGGAUGACUACAGUGUGGAGCUGAUCUAUGAGUCUUGUGUUGCUGUUGUAACAUUCACUCAUCCUGAUGAUGUGAAGAAAUUUCAGACCGAAGCCAAGCUCAGCAAAAAGUUUCAGCAGUACAAUCUGACUGCCCGGGACCUGGAAAGAACCUGCUGUUUGAGGAUCGAAGGUCUGCCACCUAAGGCUAAAGAAGAUCUACUGAGUCUCUACUGUGAGAAAUUUAGAGUUGAAGUACAGAGUGUCGCUAUAAAACGCGAAGGAAACGCUGCUGUUGUCACAUUCCAAAAGCCAGAAGAUGUUGUGACCAUGUUGAACACACAGCACAAGAUCUGCAGAGUUGAAGUCAGCAUGCAUCCAUACUACAAGUCACUAGGUACAGCGCUGUAUGGUGAAGACGGACCAAGAUGGAAGAUUCCAGACUCUUUCCUUGAAAGCAUCCACCCAGCACUGUAUGAAUUUCUCGUGAAGAAGCAGCUCCGAUCUCACAUCAAUGACCAGAUGCAAGCACACUUCUGCCAGAUGAGCAUGCAGAACACCAACGUUCUGCUCAGCCCACUUCCAGCCCUGCUGAAAUUGAAGGGACUCACAGCCAAACACAUAGACGGCUGGAAGGAGAACACCUUAGGCGUUUUCCACCGCAUCAUGUCCAAGUACGCAAUACUUGAGAAGGUGAUGAACUCAGAUGUGUGUGGCUCAGUGGCAAAAGAGCUGCGGUCAGUUGUGCAGGACCAUGUUGUCAUGACAGUGGAUCCUGUAGAAGGGCAGUUGACACUGGCAGGGAUGUCGAAAGACAUAGAAAACCUGAGAGGGAUGGUGUGUGGUAUUAUUCAGAAGGCAACGGAUCAGUUUGAGCGGGAGAUUAACAGUGUUUCAGAGGAAAUGGAUUUGCCUCCUGACAUGUAUAAACUGCUGCAACUUGAUGGCCUGUCACAGUACAUCACAGCCUCCUGCCCCCAGGUAUCCCUCGAUUACAAAUCCAGCAUCAAGAAACUUGUCCUCUCUGGCUUCAAAACUGAAGUUCUGUCCGUUAAAACCUGGGUCCUUGAGAAUAGAAUGCAGAUGACACAGAGGGCAGUGGAGAUGGACCGUCAUGUAGUGGACUUCCUGAGGGCAGUGGACAGCGAGAUGAUCUCUGAUCGUCUCUUCUUCUCCAAAAGAAUCCAUGCCAUGUAUGUGAUCAAGGACGGAGCUGUGGUUUUGGCUGCAAGCUCAGAAGCAUCCCUGAGUGAGUCUAUGCAGAGGAUAAAAGAGAGUCUCGCGUCUAAGGUGCUCACCGUGGAGGAUCAAGAGGUACUCAGGAAGUCAGAAUGGAAGACUCUGAACACUGAACUCCUUAGUGUGUUCAACACAUCCAGGGAGAUCACACUGUUGAUAACUUCAAACAAACCUGACAGUCUUAUCAUUGCUGGCUUUAUUGAGCCCGUCAAGGAAGUCAGCCUGAACCUCAAAGAGUUUCUGCGUAAUCAUGCAAGAAUUGUGGACACUGUUGAGGUCAAAUGCUGUGCUGCAGCAAGGUUCAUUGAAGAGCACAAGGCAGAUGACUGGAAAGAGUUUGCCAAGGUUGGUGAAGUGGUGGUGAAAUUCCAUCCAAGACGCCCACGAAUCAACCUAUCAGGAGAGCGUAUCUAUGUUAAACCUGCUUCGGAUGCCUUUAAGAGGAUGGUGACCAGCUUGUUUAUAGAUGAACUGAAAGUCUCUAAGCCUGGAGCCAAGAAGUACUUCCAGGAACAGGGCAGCUUGCUACUAUCAAUGAUGUUAAGGGACCAUCGUUGUGUGGUUCUGCUUCAGGAGGAUGAUAUGGUGGAGGAGGCGGAUGAUGAUGAUGAUGAUGAUGAGGCCUUCGAAGGAGAAAGACUAAGACAGUCUUCAGGCUGGUUUUCACCUGCUGGUACUGAAGACCUGGCAUCUGCUGAUGAGGAGUUUGUCAUGGCGGGUGAAGAGUUUGCUCCCGCCAUAUUCCAAUUCUGUGGAGAGACGGCCCAGGAGGUCAACCGAGCCAAAGACUGCGUGACAAGUUGCAUCAUGAAAGAGCAGGCUUCUACUCAGAUCCAGGACCCACUAAUUAGUCGUUUCACCCAGGAGGAGAGAAACGAGCUUCAGAAUCUGCAGAUGGAACUGACUGUCAGCAUCAGGGUGGAGAGGAGGAACACUGACUCCAUCAUCUACCUGGAGGGCUUGACUCGAGACGUGUUCAUGGUCGAAGGGCGAAUCAGAGAUAUGAUUCGAAGGGCAGAGAAGGAGGACACGACCCGACGAGAGGCCUUGCUGAUCAUAAAGGCCUAUAGUCAUUGGGUCAACAUGAACGCCGGGGAUGUUGAUCAAAUCAAACUUAGUGCAAGCAGCACUGAAUACGCAGAAGUUGAGAAGGAGUUCAGGAGAACUGGCCUUGCAUCAACAAUAAUUCAGUUUCAGAUUGAGAGAGUCCAGAACAGCACACUUUGGAAGGGCUACAUGAUCAAAAAAGAACAGUUUGAUCAGAAGAACAAACACACAAAUAAUGAGAAAAGGCUUUUCCAUGGCACAAGUCCUGAUAAGAUAGACCAGAUCAACCGUUACGGGUUUAACCAGAGUUUUGCUGGGACUGCAGUCGGUGCCUUGUAUGGAAAUGGCGCCUAUUUUGCUGUUGAUCCCCAAUACGCCAGAGGCUAUGCCAAACCUGAUGUCAAUGGACACAAGCGCAUGUACCUGGCAAGAGUUUUGGUCGGAGACUACACUCAAGGAGUAAGUGGCAUGCUAGCACCUCCGCCCCGAAACACUGUAACAGCUGACUUGUUUGACAGCCUGACGGAUAAUAUGACGAGACCCACAAUGUUUAUCGUCUUCAAUGAUGUCCAGGCCUAUCCUGAGUACAUCAUCACAUUUCAGUGAGAUACAUUUAUCUACUGUCUGUAUAAACAUGUUAUUCGAUAUGAAAGAAAACAAAAUCCUUUUGAACACAAAAAAGCAUUUAAGCAUUAAGAUUGUAUGCGUUUCCUAUGCAAACGUUAAAAAUGAGUGUAAAACAAUUGGAUGGAAACCCGGUUACUGUUUGUUUUUUGAGAUAUCAGCUCUUGGUUUGAUUAUGUAUACAUUGUUACCUGUGUUAAAUUGUGAUUUUUUCCAAAAUGAUGAACCUACGUGUAUGGUGUUGCUGAUUAAUCUAGAGGGCUUUUCAUGGUAAUAAUAUAUAUAAACAGAAAGCUUUGCUCACAGUCAAAAUGUACUUCGGGAUUUCACUGUGUACGUGCUGUAGAAGCAGUUGAAACUGAAUAAAAACUCUGAGUCUAAAUUAA